AUGGAAACACUUCUCUGGGAGAAGACGAUAAUAUCUUCAGAGGAUGUUGGGGAUGAUUGGGAUUCUAUAUUCUCCAACGACACAGAUGAUUUGGGAGAAGACGUGUGUGAUCAGGACGAACGCAUGCGCUUCAAGGCCACGUUCAUCCCGCUGUUGUACUCGCUGGUGUUUGUGGUGGGGAUCCUGGGGAACGGGGCUCUGCUGGGGGUCUUGUUCCGCAGCAGAAGGGGCUGGAGUGUGACCGACAUCUUCAUCCUGCACCUGUGCGUGGCUGACGUGCUGCUGCUGUUCACGCUGCCUCUGUGGGCUUCUGAGGCUGUGAGCGGCUGGACCUUUGGGACCCCCCUGUGCAAACUUACAGAGGCUGUGUUCACGAUCAACUUCUACUGCGGGAUCUUCCUGUUGGCCUGCAUCAGCCUGGACCGGUACUUAUCCAUUGUCCACGCCACGCAGAUGUAUUCUCGGAGGAAGCCCUCUGUUAUCCAGGGGAGCUGCCUGGUAGUGUGGGCCGCCUCCUUGCUCCUGUCUACCCCAGACUGGAUGUUCAGCAAAGCGCAGUGGGACGACAGACGAAACAUAACCUUAUGCGUCCACAACUACCUCAUGUUUGGCCCGCUGGCGUCCAGAGUCGGACCCCUGGUGAUCAAUCUGAUUUAUCACGUGGUCGGCUUCCUCUUGCCCUCUGCUGUGCUCAUCUUCUGCUACUCCUGCAUUCUCCACCGGCUCCGCUGCGGCUCAAACGGCCUUCAAAAGCAGCGUGCGUCCAGGGUAAUCGUGGUGGUCGUGGCUGCGUUCUUCCUCUGCUGGACCCCUUACAACAUCACUCUAAUGGUGGACACCCUCACAUCUGACAGCAACCACACCUGUGAUGGGCGGAGUAGAAUGGAGCGAGCCCUAAUCAUCACGUCAUCCCUGGGCUACUUCCACUGCAGCCUCAAUCCCAUCCUGUACGCCUUUGUGGGAGUGAAGUUUCGACGACAGCUCCUGGACAUUCUCCGCACCAUGGGCAUCAACGUCAAGACCAGAGGCCGCUUCCCGUCCACAACCAGUAGUCGCAAGAGCUCUAUGUGGUCCGAGUCCAGAGACACGUCCAACUCCAUUGCAGUCUGA
Knipowitschia caucasica is the source of this 1110-nucleotide messenger RNA. Lineage: Eukaryota; Metazoa; Chordata; Actinopteri; Gobiiformes; Gobiidae. The record is from the annotation of a GenBank genome assembly.